AUGGAUGCUCCACCAGAAUACAGAGCUCCAAAAUCCAGUCAGAAACGACGGACAAAAGGAAGUAAAAGUAGUCAACAGAAGCAGCAAGCUCAGAAUGAUUUCAAUUUGCAAAAUCAGCAGCAGCAGCAAUUUAUGCAAAACCUUGGUCAGCCAGAUAUGUUCUAUACAGGACAGGUUUUCACUCAAGGAAACUACGCAGGUCAGGUGCCAGGUGCUGCAUUAUUUCCAGGACAGCAGUUCCUGGGGGAUCCACUAGCAGGAAUGGCCAUGCAGUAUGGGCAGACUCUGGCGGGACAGGGAAAAGACUUGGUCAAUCAGAAUAUACAAAAAUAUAUGGCCUCAUCCAAACUGAAGUACUACUUUGCAGUUGAUACAGCUUAUGUUGGCAAGAAGUUAGGUCUUUUAUUCUUUCCAUAUACCCAUGCGGAUUGGUCCGUGCAUUAUAACCAAGAUGAACCUGUAGCACCAAGAUAUGAGAUUAAUGCUCCAGACUUGUAUAUACCUGUGAUGGCAUUUGUAACAUACAUUUUAGUUGCUGGAAUGGUAUUAGGAAUACAAGGAAGGUUUACCCCAGAGCAGCUAGGGGGGCAGGCAAGUUCUGCGUUAGUCUGGUUGAUUAUUGAACUGGUAGCCUUCACACUUAGUCUCUACAUCCUGAACUUGAACACCUCCCUGAAGUACCUGGAUAUCAUCGCCUAUUGCAGUUACAAGUUUGUAGGGAUGACAGUCAGUUUACUAGCAGGAAUUAGCUUUGGUAGAGGAAUGUACUACUGUGUGUUGUUGUGGUUCUGCAUAUCGCUGGUAGUAUUUCUGAUGCGAACUCUCAAGAUUCAGAUUAUGCCACAUCAAAGUAAUGACAGCCUCACCAAGGGGGCUAAGAGAAGCCUUUACAUGAUAUUGUCAAUAUCGUUGGUGCAGCCUUGUCUAAUGUGGUGGUUGACAAGCUAUGUAAUGAUAUCCAAGAAAGCUACUUAA
Messenger RNA from Candidula unifasciata, 975 nucleotides. NCBI's taxonomy places the organism in Eukaryota, Metazoa, Mollusca, Gastropoda, Stylommatophora, Geomitridae. The record is from the annotation of a GenBank genome assembly.